Strongylus vulgaris is the source of this 260-nucleotide messenger RNA. The record is from the annotation of a GenBank genome assembly. NCBI's taxonomy places the organism in Eukaryota, Metazoa, Nematoda, Chromadorea, Rhabditida, Strongylidae.
AUGACCCAAGCGUUAUCUGCAUCCUCAAUGAACGGCAUGAUGUCAGUUUCUGGGACAGCCGGAGCCAUAGCGGAGGAAGCAGUUAUGAAUGUGAAAACUGUUGCGGCGUGUAAUGGCCAGGAGCAUAUGGUGAAGAAGUAUGCAGAUCAUCUGAAACGUGGAUUGCGUUAUGCUAUUAAAUAUAGUUUCAUCAACGGGUUCUUUGAAGGCUUUAUGUUUUUUCAAUUGUACAUAUUCUACGCAGCUGCAUUUCUGUAAGU